ACAAUUGCUGCACCUGCUCCAUUCUCUGUAGAAACAAGCUGCCAGUGUAAAGCUCCCCAUGAGAAGCUAACCAUUGCUCAGGCCCACAUAGGAACACCAGUUGACCGACCUGUCAGGGUGUAUGCAGAUGGAAUAUUUGAUCUUUUCCACUCAGGUCAUGCAAGAGCCCUUAUGCAAGCGAAAAACCUGUUCCCAAACAGUUACCUGCUAGUGGGAGUUUGCAGUGAUGAACUAACCCACAAGUACAAAGGUUUUACGGUAAUGACUGAGAGUGAGCGCUACGAGGCUUUGCGUCACUGUCGCUAUGUGGAUGAAGUGAUUACUGAUGCCCCAUGGACUCUUACACCAGAAUUCUUAGAGAAGCAUAAGAUUGAUUUUGUGGCUCAUGAUGACAUCCCAUAUUCAUCAGCUGGCUCUGAUGAUGUAUACAAGCACAUAAAGGAGGCAGGCAUGUUUGUACCAACACAGAGGACAGAAGGUAUUUCAACGUCGGACAUAAUCACUAGAAUCGUCCGUGAUUAUGAUGUUUAUGCCAGACGCAACCUCCAGAGAGGAUAUAUGCAAAAGAGCUAAAUGUUAGUUUCAUAAAUGAAAAAAAAUACAGGUUUCAAAACCAAGUGGACAAAAUGAAAGAAAAGGUGAAAACUGUGGAAGAAAGAUCAAAAGAAUUUGUCUACAAGGUGGAAGAAAGGAGCCAUGACCUAAUCCAAAAGUGGGAAGAAAAAUCUAGAGAGUUCAUCGGGAAUUUUUUGGAGUUGUUUGGUCCUGAUGGCGCCUGGAAGCAGAUGUUUCAGGAGCGCAGUGGGCGGAUGCUGCAAGCACUCUCUCCAAGACAAAGUCCUACCAGUAGUCCCACGCGAGAACGUUCACCCUCUCGUUCCCCAUCACCACCUUUACCAUGGAUGCUGAAUAAACCCUCUCCUCCUUUAUCCCCCAAAGGUGCUGCAUCCGCCUCUAUCUCUAUCAGCAGCAUGAGUGAGGGAGAUGAAGAUGAGAAGUAA
Molecule: messenger RNA, 1001 nt
Organism: Staurois parvus
Lineage: Eukaryota; Metazoa; Chordata; Amphibia; Anura; Ranidae
Source: the annotation of a GenBank genome assembly